AUGGGGAGCACCGGAGCUGGGCUGCUGUGGUCAUGCCUCCCAAUGCUGUUGGCCCUCCUGCACGAGUCAGGGAGUCAAGAUCUUACCUGCACGGUUUACGCAAGCAACGUGGACUGGACUCAGACAUUUAAUGACACCUGCCUCAAUUUCAGCGGCCUCGGCCUGUCCCUGCCACAGAGUCAGCCCUUGAAGGCCAGGCAUGCACAGGUCCUGGACCUGUCUAAGAACAACCUUCGGGUGCUCCCUGGGGUCUUCUUUGCCAACCUGGAAAAGCUGCAAACCCUGAUUGUCACCCACAACCAUCUGGACAGUGUGGACAGGUCGCUGGCCCUACGCUGUGACCUGGAGCUCAGGGCAGACUGCAGCUGUGGUCUGGCCUCCUGGCAGAAUGUUCGGCAGAACAACUGUUCUGGGCAGCAGCAGCUGUGUCUACACCCAGUCACGGCAGCUCCCAGGAACCUCUCCACCUUCCUCCAGGUCAGCUGUCCCCCAGGCUGGGCCCCGGGGUCCAUUGGCACCCUUGUUGCUGGGACUAUCUUCCUGGCUUUGGCUGUCGGUGGAUCUGUGCUGGCCUGGAGGCUUCGUCGCCGACAUGUCAGUAAGCAGGGUCUCAGCAAAGCCCAGAAUUCACACGAUGGCCCCACACCAGUGACAGACUUCUUGCCAAGGUACAGCAGCCGGCAGCCUCGUCCCAAAGCCCCAGAGUUGCCACCCAACAGGUCCACAAUGGAUUAUGAGAAUGUCUUCAUUGGCCAGGCAGCCGAGGAUUGUUCAUGGUCUGCAGACAGAAGCUGCCCUUCUGGAGACAAUGACUGCUACAUGAACUACAGGAGUGUCGACCUGGACCCUCAGCCCGUCUAUUGCAACCUGGAGUCCCUGGGGCGGGCCCCAUUGGAGGACGAGGAGCGUGUGGUUUCGUGGCGCUGAGCCGGGGUCUGGCCCCCAGGGACAGACAUUUAA
This is a messenger RNA of Rattus rattus (black rat), 960 nucleotides long. RefSeq names its product leucine rich repeat containing 25 (gene Lrrc25). NCBI's taxonomy places the organism in Eukaryota, Metazoa, Chordata, Mammalia, Rodentia, Muridae. Gene Ontology annotation, molecular function: protein binding. Bases 1 to 927 code for a protein of 308 amino acids. The transcript is spliced from 2 exons. The record is from RefSeq and is a predicted model, not a curated record.